GGCGGCUCGGGGCGCGGGCGGCGGCGGCGGCGGCGGCGGCCCCGACUGCAGACCCGGCGGGAGCCGAGCGAGCCGGGCCGGGCGCGGGCGGCGCCAUGGGGCGACGCGGCGUGUGAGGCGGCGAGCGAGCGGCGGGCGGGCUGCGGGCCGCCAAGAUGGCCGACCUGGAGGCGGUGCUGGCCGACGUGAGCUACCUGAUGGCCAUGGAGAAGAGCAAGGCCACGCCGGCCGCGCGCGCCAGCAAGAAGAUCCUGCUGCCCGAGCCCAGCAUCCGCAGCGUCAUGCAGAAGUACCUGGAGGACCGGGGCGAGGUGACCUUUGAGAAGAUCUUCUCGCAGAAGCUGGGGUACCUGCUGUUCCGCGACUUCUGCCUGAAGCACCUGGAGGAGGCCCGGCCCCUGGUGGAGUUCUACGAAGAGAUCAGGAAAUACGAGAAGCUGGAGACGGAGGAGGAGCGCCUGGCCUGCAGCCGCGAGAUCUUCGACAGCUACAUCAUGAAGGAGCUGCUGGCCUGCUCUCACCCCUUCUCAAAAAGCGCCAUCGAGCACGUGCAGGGCCACCUGGUGAAGAAGCAGGUGCCUCCGGAUCUCUUCCAGCCGUACAUCGAGGAGAUCUGCCAGAACCUCCGAGGGGACGUGUUCCAGAAAUUCAUCGAGAGUGACCGGUUCACGCGCUUCUGCCAGUGGAAGAAUGUGGAGCUCAACAUCCACCUGACCAUGAAUGACUUCAGCGUGCAUCGCAUCAUCGGGCGAGGGGGCUUCGGCGAGGUCUACGGGUGCCGGAAGGCCGACACGGGCAAGAUGUACGCCAUGAAGUGUCUGGACAAGAAGCGCAUCAAGAUGAAGCAGGGGGAGACCCUGGCCCUGAACGAGCGCAUCAUGCUGUCCCUCGUCAGCACGGGGGACUGCCCGUUCAUCGUCUGCAUGUCCUACGCCUUCCACACGCCCGACAAGCUGAGCUUCAUCCUGGACCUCAUGAACGGCGGUGACCUGCACUACCACCUGUCCCAGCACGGCGUCUUCUCCGAGGCCGACAUGCGCUUCUACGCGGCCGAGAUCAUCCUGGGCCUGGAGCACAUGCACAACCGCUUCGUGGUCUACCGGGACCUCAAGCCGGCCAACAUCCUUCUGGAUGAGCACGGCCACGUGCGCAUCUCAGACCUGGGCCUGGCCUGCGACUUCUCCAAGAAGAAGCCCCACGCCAGCGUGGGCACCCACGGGUACAUGGCCCCCGAGGUGCUGCAGAAGGGCGUGGCCUACGACAGCAGCGCCGACUGGUUCUCCCUGGGCUGCAUGCUCUUCAAGUUGCUGCGGGGGCACAGCCCCUUCCGGCAGCACAAGACCAAAGACAAGCACGAGAUUGACCGCAUGACAUUGACCAUGGCGGUGGAGCUCCCCGACUCCUUCUCCCCCGAGCUCCGCGCCCUGCUGGAGGGUCUGCUGCAGAGGGACGUCAACCGCAGGCUGGGCUGCCGCGGCCGAGGGGCGCAGGAGGUGAAGGAAAGCCCCUUCUUCCGCUCCCUGGACUGGCAGAUGGUGUUCCUGCAGAAGUACCCGCCCCCCCUCAUCCCCCCGCGAGGGGAGGUGAACGCGGCCGACGCCUUUGACAUCGGCUCCUUCGACGAGGAGGACACCAAAGGAAUUAAGUUGCUGGACAGCGACCAGGAGCUCUACCGCAACUUCCCCCUCACCAUCUCGGAGCGGUGGCAGCAGGAGGUGGCCGAGACGGUGUUCGACACCAUCAACGCGGAGACGGACCGGCUGGAAACGCGCAAGAAAACCAAAAACAAGCAGCUGGGCCAUGAGGAAGAUUAUGCCCUGGGCAAGGACUGCAUCAUGCACGGCUACAUGGCCAAGAUGGGCAACCCCUUCCUGACGCAGUGGCAGCGGCGCUACUUCUACCUGUUCCCCAACCGGCUGGAGUGGCGCGGCGAGGGCGAGGCCCCGGUAAGCAGCGCGCAGGGGUGGGGGGGCGGGGUCCCCCUGCCGCCGCGCCCUCACCGGCCGCCCCGCGCCCCGCAGCAGAGCCUGCUGACCAUGGAGGAGAUACAGUCGGUGGAGGAGACGCAGAUCAAGGAGCGCCGCUGCCUGCUGCUCAAGAUCCGCGGCGGCAAGCAGUUCGUGCUGCAGUGCGACAGCGACCCCGAGCUGGUGCAGUGGAAGAAGGAGCUGCGCGACGCCUACCGCGAGGCCCAGCAGCUGGUGCAGCGGGUGCCCAAGAUGAAGAACAAGCCGCGCUCGCCCGUGGUGGAGCUCAGCAAGGUGCCCCUGGUCCAGCGGGGCAGUGCCAACGGCCUCUGAGCCGCCGCCCGCCCGCCUUUUAUAAACCUCUAAUUUAUUUUGUCGGAUUUUUAUUAUUUGUUUUCCCGCCAAGCGGAAAAGGUUUCUUUUGUAAUUAUUGUGAUUUCCUGUGGCCCCAGCCUGGCCCCCAGGGACGGGCACGCUUGCCUUGGCUCCCCUGCCGCCCACCAGCCACCGUCCGCGCCCCCCGUCCCGCCGCCUGGGGGUCUCCCGUGCCCACUGUCUUCCCAAGGGGCGAGCGGCUGCCUCAGCCCCCGCCGGUGGCCCGGCCCCGGGAGAGGCCACAGCGACAGAGCCUACUUGAAAUUGUCCACCGCGGUGUGGCCUCCCGGGCCAGGGCCGGGUGGCGGAGGGGGCACGGCCCCCCUGCCCCAGGGUCUCCACGGGACUUGGGCUCCUCGUGUUGGAAGCACCCUGGGACCCGGCCACCCGCAUUCCCGACUUCCCUGGGCACGGGGGCACGGGCUGGGCCUCUCUCCGCCCUGGGGCCAGAGCUCAGGGACCAGGGAGGGGACUCCCGGGGCCACACCACAACGGGGGCAGCAGCCAGCCCCGGCCACCACCCCGUCUUGUCAGCGCCAGCGCCCCGCCCCGCCCGCCGCAUGCCCCCUGUGCCAGUCGCGCUGCCGUGUGGUGUCGCCCUCCCCUGGGGCGGGGUCGGCGCCUGCCCCCCACUCACUCCCGGGGUGUUUCUUUGCCGAUUUUGAAUGUGAUUUUGAAGAGUGGAAAAUGAAACUCCGCGUUUUUAUAAAAAAUGGUGCCUGA
Molecule: messenger RNA, 3065 nt
Organism: Sorex araneus (European shrew)
Lineage: Eukaryota; Metazoa; Chordata; Mammalia; Eulipotyphla; Soricidae
Gene: GRK2
Product: G protein-coupled receptor kinase 2
Exons: 20
Coding region: 156-2300 (714 amino acids)
Biological process (GO): protein phosphorylation; regulation of the force of heart contraction; G protein-coupled receptor signaling pathway
Molecular function (GO): G protein-coupled receptor binding; G protein-coupled receptor kinase activity; ATP binding
Source: RefSeq, a predicted model, not a curated record